This is a messenger RNA of Metarhizium acridum CQMa 102, 1524 nucleotides long. The record is from RefSeq and is a predicted model, not a curated record. NCBI's taxonomy places the organism in Eukaryota, Fungi, Ascomycota, Sordariomycetes, Hypocreales, Clavicipitaceae.
AUGAGUGCGAGCCGAGACAAAGCCUACAACCCAAUGGCGAGGUCACGCCUUCUAUCUCAGUUCUCAGAUAAGGCGCCUGCCACUCCUCUCCAGCUGGCGAAUAGCGAUGGAUUAUUGUCUUCGCUAAGAGGAAAUGAAGUGAUUCUACUGUUGAUUAUCCUCGGCGCAGAGCAGCUAUUGCUUCUUUUUGUCAUAGAUGCUUAUAUGGGUUUCCUUUGGCGGCAGUGUGAAGUCUGCCGGUCCAGAAAGUCACGUUGCGACGGCAGUAAACCGAAAUGCAAACUGUGCGCCGAAUUGGGCGCCGAGUGCGUCUAUCGCGAGCCUGGUGUCAAGCUGGACGCUGGUGACAAGCUGAUUCUCGAACAACUCAAUCGUACUGAGAAUUUACUGCAAAUAAACUUGGUCACGAACCAGGCCAGUGGCCUCCACCUGUCACAAAGUUCACCAUCAGUUAGUAACGGGACUGCCAGUGGCGGCGACCAAGCCCUUCUGUCAAACUCCUCAAAUACCGCCUCUACCAUUCCCAAUGGCGGUCUGGGCACAUGGGGUAGAAACGGCUUUGUCGAACGGCUUUCGGGAAGGCCCCGAGAGUUGUAUCGCGCUACUAGUGCUAGCACUUGGCAACGCAAGCCUCCGAGGAACAUGAUAACGACCAAGAAUGUCCUCGCGGCGCAAUGUCAUUUGCUUGCGGCGGCGUAUCUAUUUUACCUGGUUCGGCCUCUGGAGGCUUGGAACUUGCUUUGCACGACGAGCACCAAGCCGCAACUUCCCCUAAUGGCCCCUCACAGGAUUUCACAACGGCAGCGGGAACUGGUGGAAAGAACAUACUGGAACACGCUUUUACUUGAGAGCGAUGUACUUGCAGAACUGGAUUUACCGCAUUUCGGAAUAGUGCAGUUCGAGAAGAACGUUGGACUGCCAGGCGGUUUUGAGGGCGAGGAGCAGGGACAGGAACAGAUUGGGCAUGAUGAUCUAUGGUACUUCCUCGCCGAGAUUGCUUUGCGAAGACUCCUUAACCGAGCGAACCAGCUCAUAUAUUCCAAAGAUUCUGUGGCAUCAACGACAAGUCCGGAACCCGUUGUGGCAGAGCUGGACUACCAAUUAACCCAGUGGUAUGAAGGCCUGCCGCCUUCACUGCAGUUUCCUUUCUCUCGCACAAUGUUGCAUGACCCGAUCCAAGCGGUCCUGCGUUUACGCUUCUAUGCUUGUAAAACUAUUAUCUAUCGCCCUUAUAUUUUGGCUGUACUGGAAAACGAGCAAGCGGUCUUAGACCCGGCGGUUCGGGGUUGUUGCCACAAGUGCUUGGAAGCAUCAGUGCGGCAGUUGGAACACAUUAUGGAGCAUCACGCUGGACAGAUGUCCUAUAUAUGGCAAGCAUUGGACGACCUUAUCAGUGAAGUUAUCACGGGGGUGCAGAAUUAUGCAUCCCUGGCACCAAGUUUGAGGCUGGCAGUCAGUAUGGCCCGGGUACGGGAGCCACGGUUUGUGUUGUCACAACGCCGGGCCAUUAGCCCCGGACAAUAA